Triticum urartu is the source of this 3334-nucleotide messenger RNA. Its product is annotated as lysine-specific demethylase JMJ706. The record is from RefSeq and is a predicted model, not a curated record. Gene Ontology annotation, cellular component: nucleus; chromatin. Gene Ontology annotation, molecular function: histone demethylase activity. NCBI's taxonomy places the organism in Eukaryota, Viridiplantae, Streptophyta, Magnoliopsida, Poales, Poaceae. Gene Ontology annotation, biological process: regulation of gene expression; chromatin remodeling.
CAGUACCGGCAGUUAUCCCGUAUUAAUAUCACCCGCACUUUUCCUUCCCUUCGUUUCCGCACCUCGCCUCCUGCCCCUCCUCCUACUCCUCCUACCCCUCGCCGCGUCUCGGAGGAGCGCCGCCGCGGUGCUCGGCGUCCUUAGCUCCGCCUCGGCCCGUGGCUGCCGCGCCCACGCCUCGCGCGGAACCAGCCUCGUGCCCCUCGGCGCCGCGGCGGUUCAGGGCAGUGGCGGGCUCGGAUCCGAGCGCGGGGGAUCCGGCAGGAGGCCCCGGAGGGGAAUGUGGGUCCCGGCUUGAGGCUGUCGCGGGACGGGAGGCCACGGUCGAGUGGAGGCGCAUUUUAUUGAGCUGGGGUAUAAAGCAUGGGUGCCGUCAGCCAGUAAUCUCAGCAUUUGUGGGCCAAGGGGUUGAUGUCUUCAGGAUAAUGGCAGGGAAGGAGGAAGCUGCUCUGAAACCUGUAUCAUGUGGGGCAAGGUUACGUAGGAGUCGUGAUGCAUCAAUAAGAGAGGAAGUGUCCAUGAGGGACCCUUUCUUGAAGCACAGAGUGAAGAAGUUUGAUCUAUCUAGCCUAGAUUGGAUUGAUCAGAUUCCAGAAUGCCCCGUGUUUUCUCCAUCGGUGGAGGAGUUCGAGGAUCCAUUUGUUUAUCUCAGUAAAAUUGCCCCUGUUGCUGCAAAAUAUGGUAUAUGCAAGAUUGUUUCACCUAUAUGUGCUUCUGUACCUGUUGGCACUGUACUUAUGAAGGAACAAGGUGGGCUGAAGUUUACUACCAGAGUGCAGCCUCUUCGUCUUGCUGAAUGGUCCACGGAUGACAAGUUUGCUUUCUUCAUGAGCGGAAGAAAGUACACAUUUCGAGAUUUUGAGAAGAUAGCAAAUAAAGGAUUUGUUCGAAGAUACUCUAGUGCUGCCUGUCUUCCAGCAAGGUAUAUGGAGGAAGAAUUUUGGCAUGAAAUAGCAUUUGGCAAGAUGGAAUCCGUUGAGUAUGCAUGCGAUAUUGAUGGUAGUGCAUUCUCUUCUUCUCCUAAUGACCAACUUGGGAGAAGCAAAUGGAACUUGAAGAAACUUUCUCGGUUGUCCAAAUCAAUCCUGCGCCUUCUCAGAACAGCAAUUCCAGGAGUAACUGACCCAAUGCUGUAUAUCGGAAUGCUCUUUAGUAUGUUUGCCUGGCACGUGGAAGACCAUUACUUGUACAGCAUUAACUAUCAUCACUGUGGUGCUUCAAAAACAUGGUAUGGGAUCCCAGGAAAAGCUGCUCCAGAUUUUGAGAAAGUGGUACGUGAGCAUGUAUAUGAUCAUGAAAUUUUAUCAGGUGAAGGGGAAACUGCAGCAUUUGAUAUCCUUUUGGGGAAGACAACAAUGUUCCCUCCAAAUAUUCUGCUGCAUCAUCACGUUCCAGUUUAUAGAGCUAUACAGAAACCGGGAGAGUUUGUGAUCACGUUUCCUCGAGCAUAUCAUUCAGGUUUCAGCCAUGGUUUUAACUGUGGCGAGGCAGUGAAUUUCGCUGUUGGUGAAUGGUUUCCUCUUGGAGCAAUUGCUAGUCAACGUUAUGCACUUCUAAAGAGGAUACCAUUACUGCCUUAUGAGGAACUUCUUUGUAAAGAGGCAGCACUUAUUGAUCAUGAAUUUUCUACAUCUAGUUAUAAAGAUUUGACAACAUCAACUGGAGAUACGCACAUUCAGCAUUGUAUGAAAGUCCCUUUUGUGCAGUUGAUGCGGCUCCAGCAUUGUGUCCGUUGGUCACUUAUGAAAAUGGGUGCUCGCACGCACUAUAAAGCAGAUAUUGAUGCCACAGUUCUCUGUAGCAUAUGUAAACGUGACUGCUAUGUAGCUCAUGUUAUGUGUAACUGCAGAGUUGAUGCAAUUUGCCUUUGUCAUGAGGAAGAGAUUAGGAAGUGCCCUUGCAGCCAUGAUCGUGCUGUAUUUGUGAGAAAAGACAUUAUUGAGUUGGAGACACUGUCAAAAAAGUUCGAAGAGGAAAAUGGAAUAGUCGAUGCUGUCAGAAAGCAAAUGUCUCGUGGCUCUAGCUCACAUUCUUAUUUCAACCGCAUUAAUCACAAUGCUGAAUACUUCCCAUACUGCAAGAUUCACAUACAUGCACCACCUGAAGUUCAUAGCAUUUCAGAGACACGUGUUUUUGGAUAUGAUCUGAACAAGCCAUAUCCUGAUGCAUCAACAAUAACAUUUUGUUUCGGACCCCAUGAGUAUUCUACACAAAGUGAUGAGUGCACAAGUACUAACAGAAGGAUCUUCUCUAGCUCUUGUCCUGAGAAUGGAUUUACUCCUCAAACUACGAUCAUUAAUGCAUACCCUUCGUCUGCACCUGAUCAAACAUGCUCUUCUGAAAAAUUGGCUGCAGAAGACGCUGAUGAUUCUGAUUGUGAGAUAUUUAGGGUGAAGAGAAGGUCUGGCAUAACUCCUGAGAGGAGGCAUACAGAAGAUUCAACCAUAACAACUUUCACUGGGAAUCAGGUAUUAAAACGGUUGAAGAAAAUCCAUGCAGAUGACAGACAACAACAGAAGUUAGUGGAAGUAUCCUGUGGCACAAUUGAUCCUGUCCAUACCCAUCAUUCUAGACAUUGUCUUGACUUUAUUUCUGGAAAUGGAGAUGACUCAGUACAUCCAACCAAAUUGAAGAUGUUACAUCAACUACAUGCAAAUAUCAUGGAGGAUGAAUUUGCUUCCAGCCAAAAACAUAAUGGCUGCAACUACCUAUCUCCAUCUGUAGAGCUUGGGCCAAAGCGCUUGAAAAUUCUUGGCCCAUCAUUUCCCAGAGGGAAUCAUGAGCUGGAAAUCUCUUGUAGAUCCCAGGAGGACAGUGACUUGGCUAGUCACCAUGCUCGAUGAAGUAUAACAAGGCAACUGGUGCUAACACCACAUAUGUUAACAAACAUCAGUCUUAAUUUCUGGAAGCUGACAACUCCUUCGAGCCAAGGUUUCCAGUUUGUUGGUAGGCCAGUCGGUGAUGGAUGGUUCAGAAGCAAUUCUUUCCGCAGGCCUCCAAUAGAGGCACUGUCGUGGCUGGAUUCUUGAUUGCAUUUGCCAGGUUACCUUUGUGGUAGGGGACCUGAAAAGAGUAGGCAGGCAGUUUCUGAUGUUCUUUAGUUGUACAUCUUCACUUAUCUCCUUUUUUCUAGGCUUUCCACUGUAAAGAGGUUAGUCUAUAACUUUUACAGUUUCUUUCAUUCUUUUUCCACAGACACACAUGUACCUAGAAUGGUUAAAUAGAUGCAAAUAUGAAACUACUGUAUAUCUCCUGACAAGCCAUUCUACUUUCUACUUGUCUUCACACUUUGUGUAAUCUCUCGUCAUCAAGGCCAUCAAACUUCUUAUUCUUA